Messenger RNA from Necator americanus (New World hookworm), 813 nucleotides. RefSeq lists its product as uncharacterized. The transcript is spliced from 2 exons. The coding region runs from base 1 to 813 and encodes 270 amino acids. NCBI's taxonomy places the organism in Eukaryota, Metazoa, Nematoda, Chromadorea, Rhabditida, Ancylostomatidae. The record is from RefSeq and is a predicted model, not a curated record.
AUGUACAAGGUAUUGGAGCGCAUUAUCCUGGACCAACUCAUUAAACAUCGCAAAGAAACAACGCGCGACGAGCAAGCUGGCUUUCGUCCUGGCCGAUCUACGAUUGACCAGGUGCUCAUCGUCAGGAGAGUGAUCGAAAUCAGGCAGCGGUAUUCGAAACCAAUGCAACUAGCGUUUCUGGACUUUGAAGCCGCGUUCGACUCUCCUCACCGAGGCCGUCUUCUCAACGCGCUGAGCGCCGAUGGAGUACCAGGAAAAACAGUCGACCAGUGUCCUGCCGACAUUGUCUUAGCACCAUCAGGGUGCCCCUUGACUGACCUCGAGUACGCCGACGAUGUUGUUACAUUCGCGGAAAGCAGUACGAAUCUUCAACAUGUUGUCAACCUUGUAUCGAAGCUUGCUGCAGCCUAUAGACUACGCCUACGUCCUGAUAAAUGCGAGCAGAUGUGGAUCUCUUUGAGACCACGAACGGGAAUCAGGGUGGACGGGCAGCCGAUAGAACUCGUCGAUGAGUUCUGUUACCUAGGCUGUACGCUGAAGAACAAUGGCAGCUACGAGAGAGAUGUUCAGCAAAGAUGCGCUAAGACCACUUCUGCAUUUAACUCCUUAACGAAAUGCCUGUGGUCGAGCCCCAUCACCAACGAAGUCAAGCUGCGAGUUUACCUAUACGCAAUUCGCCCCAUCAUGAUGUACGGAUCGGAGACUUUCGCAGCACCAUCAACGGUUAUGGUGAGGCUUGACUGCACGGAACGAAAGCUGCUUAGACUACUUGGCUACUUUUGGCCUAGGGUAUGUCACAAUGAAGAUCUUUAA